AUGGCAACCCUACGCUACGACCAGCUGAAUGACCCCGACGAGGAAAUCCGCCUUUUGCAGGUCUUGCCGCGAGACAGUCGUCCAGGCGAUGCUGAAGGCGGCGAGGACAAUGACAUCCUCAUCUGCAACCUCCUCACCGCCACGAGGGGCAAAAAUUGUCCAAAAUACACAGCGCUGUCAUAUGCCUGGGGUCAACAUGCAGUGACCAAGAUGAUCAGCAUCAACGGCAUGCUUUGCCACGUCAACGAGACUGUCGAGAUGGCGCUGCGUGAGAUCCGCCGCCAUGCAGGAGCUGCGAGCCAACACAAGGACGAAUCCACUGAUCUAGAAGAACAGACCACGCAGCACGAAGGCGAGCUAGUAUGGGUAGAUCAGAUCUGUAUCAACCAAGCCGACGAGAGCGAAAAGGGCCACCAGGUGAAUCAGAUGAGACACAUUUACAGCGAAGCCGACCAUGUCAUUGCCUGGGUGGGCGCCUCGUGGCCAGACUGCGGAUUUCUCUUCGAACACUUUACGGAGGUCGGCGAGGCACUUACCCUUGGUGAUUUCAACCUGGUUUGGGAUCUCCACAGAGACGAAAAGACCCGCAAGCGGUUGGCUCGCGCUUACUUUGAGUACUGCAAGAGGCAGUACUGGACGCGUUUGUGGGUGAUCCAGGAAUACGCCGUGGCCCGAAAGUUGACCAUUGCGUGCGGGCCAUGGCGCUUGGAUGCCCUGCAUGUACACAGUGUCAUCGUGCCGGAUGCAGAAUAUUUUCCAUCCAGAGAGGCGGAGGAUGAGUCCAUGGAGAAAGAUGGGGAUUCUGCACCGGAGAACCGAGACGACAUACUUCGAGACUAUCGACCACUACUGGAGAACAUCCCGAGCUCGUUCGUGCUGAGCAUCCUCACACGGAGGGAGGGAUAUCAAUGGCCGUUCGAAGACGAGUCAGCGGUGCGCGUAAACUUAUUCACGAUGCUGGCCACAGCACUGGUACUGGAGACGGACUACAACUUGCCACAGACUUCGGACCCUCGCGACCGGAUCUUCUCCCUUAUGGGACUAACCUCAGACCAGGCCGACUUUGAGGGUUUCCCAGACUACUCCCGCUCAUGCGAAGAGAUAUACCAGCGUGCCGCCGAAGUUAUGCUGAGAAAAGGCCAGGUGGACGUUCUUGCUUAUUGCCAGUUUCCCAGGAACUUCCCCGAGCUCCCAAGCUGGGCGCCGGACUGGAGCAUGGGCCUGAGGGCACCGUGCUGCGUUGUAGCCUUUGAGACAGAGUUCCGAGCAUGUGGCAGUACGAAUGCCGAGGGUCGAGUCCAGAUUGCCGGAGACGAGAUCAAACUGUCGGGUGUCUUUGUCGAUACCAUCAAGGAGCGAAGCACUGUGCUGUGGGAUCCAGACUGGCUCAAGGGUUUGGACGUUGACGCAGCACGAGAGUACGUCAACGAGAUUGGUCGGUACUGCAGCAAGUCACCUCGUAUCAGAGUCGAGGAUGAGAGGGACGACGUUGGCAGAAUUGCGAUAGCCGAGUAUGGAGGCCAGCACAGCGACAUCACGUGGGACGACUACUUUGCGUUGAUCAGAUACGGCUUGAGGACUCUGCAAGAUGACAGCAGCGAAAACGGCGAAGCUGCCGAGCAGCCACAAAGUCCACUGCAAGAGGUUGAGCAGGGAAGCCAUCCAGUAGACCAUGUUGCUGAGGGGGUUGCGCAGAUCAGUAUCCAGGGAGGCAAUGGGGAUGACGGGGCCGACGAGACACUGGAGACGGAGCAGACUAUGCUUGCAACGGACCCCAUUUGGUUCCGGGAGAGUUUGAGACGACUUCAUUCGAGGCGGCCAUUCAUCACCACCACUGGCUUCGUCGGCUUGUGCCCAGAGCACACAGAGCCCGGCGACCAAGUCUUUGUCCUACUGGGCGCUCGGACACCAUAUGUGCUUCGCCCUGCCGAUGAUGGAGUGAGGUACAAGGUGGUUGGUGAUGCAUACGUCCAUGGCAUCAUUGUAGCCAUCUCCAUCUUGACGCACCGCCAUACGACCAGCACCACCACGCUUCUCUCGCCCAUCUUCAGCUCGCCGCCUGUUCUGAUUGUGCCGCCCCAAGGCCUGCCCGCCUGCCCAGCCUCUCCGACGCCCCCGACCCCGUCACGCGUUCCGGCGCACCCUCGACCUCUCCCACUGGAUCCCCGAACAACCGCCACCAUUUCGCUCUCAAACCUCCCCCCGCAGACACCUCAUCACCCCGCGGUUGCGGGCGUGCCGAACGGGACUCAUCCCAACGGCAGUGCUCUCAACACGCCGCGGGUGGUGUCUGCGCAGGCGACGCCCUCGUCGAUGGCGCCUGGGGAAGCCCCGGGCGCCCUCGCUCCGCCCCCCGAGGGCAUCUACCGCACCUUCGAAGACCUCCUCACAGCAGUCCAGCGCGUAGCCAAAGACCAGGGCUAUGGCGUAGUCAAGCUGCGCGCCAGCAACUACCGCGAUGGCAAGCCGACUCGAUACGAUCUCGUGUGCGACCGGGGAGGCGUCAAGUACAACAGCACAGCCAAGAAGCGGAAUCCCAGCACCCGCAAGGUCGACUGCCCGUGGCGCGCCAAGGCCGUCUGUGAAGUCCAGCUCGGCAACCAGUGGCGGUUCGCCGUCCAGGACUCACGGCAUAACCACGAGGCCCGGGUCCCUGCUGCUCCUCCGGGACAAGAAAACACACCCAUGGCUCAGAGUCUGCGCAGUCUCACCAAUAAGCUCGACAGGAUCAGCCACGAUCUGAACCAGGGGUUUGGACGGAUCGAGGCAAGAAUGGAGAGCAUCGAGAAGCGUCUGGAGGCCAUGGAGUCGCGCAUGGGCACCAUCGAGGCGCGCAUGUCUGGUGUCGAGGCCAGCGGGCGGAUGGAAGUCGGGCCGAUGGACAACAUGGACAUGGGCGAACCGGGUUCGAUGCUGGGACCUGCCGUCAUGUAG
Messenger RNA from Microdochium trichocladiopsis, 2934 nucleotides. Its product is annotated as heterokaryon incompatibility protein-domain-containing protein. The coding region runs from base 1 to 2934 and encodes 977 amino acids. The transcript has 2 exons. The record is from RefSeq and is a predicted model, not a curated record. NCBI's taxonomy places the organism in Eukaryota, Fungi, Ascomycota, Sordariomycetes, Xylariales, Microdochiaceae.